This is a messenger RNA of Arabidopsis lyrata subsp. lyrata, 1546 nucleotides long. Its product is annotated as S-adenosylmethionine synthase 1. Gene Ontology annotation, molecular function: ATP binding; methionine adenosyltransferase activity. Gene Ontology annotation, biological process: S-adenosylmethionine biosynthetic process. The record is from RefSeq and is a predicted model, not a curated record. NCBI's taxonomy places the organism in Eukaryota, Viridiplantae, Streptophyta, Magnoliopsida, Brassicales, Brassicaceae. Gene Ontology annotation, cellular component: cytosol.
ACUUACUCGUCCCAAACCGUUCCUUCUCUUUUAACACUUGUUCUUUUAAAAGCAAAGUCUCGAGCGACAGAGAUAGAGAGAUCUGAGUUUCUCUUCUUCGAGAUCUGAUCGCCGAAUCUCAUAAUCUCUCUUCGACGCCGCAAAAUGGAGACUUUCCUAUUCACAUCCGAGUCUGUGAACGAGGGACACCCAGACAAGCUCUGUGACCAGAUCUCUGAUGCAGUCCUCGAUGCCUGCCUUGAACAAGACCCUGACAGCAAAGUUGCUUGUGAGACUUGCACCAAGACCAACAUGGUCAUGGUCUUUGGUGAGAUCACUACCAAGGCUACUGUUGUCGAGAAGAUUGUCCGUGACACCUGUCGCGCCAUUGGAUUUGUCUCUGAUGAUGUUGGUCUUGAUGCUGACAAGUGCAAAGUCUUAGUCAACAUUGAGCAACAGAGCCCAGACAUUGCUCAAGGAGUUCAUGGUCACUUCACCAAAUGUCCUGAAGAUAUUGGAGCCGGUGACCAAGGCCACAUGUUUGGUUACGCUACUGAUGAAACCCCUGAGUUAAUGCCCCUGAGCCAUGUUCUUGCCACCAAGCUCGGUGCUCGCCUAACAGAAGUCAGAAAGAAUGGUACUUGCGCUUGGCUAAGACCCGACGGCAAAACCCAAGUCACUGUUGAGUACUACAACGAUAAGGGUGCCAUGGUCCCAAUCCGUGUCCACACAGUCCUCAUCUCCACCCAACACGAUGAAACUGUGACCAACGACGAAAUUGCCCGUGACCUUAAGGAGCAUGUCAUCAAGCCGGUCAUCCCAGAGAAGUACCUAGACGAGAAAACCAUCUUUCACUUGAACCCAUCAGGCCGAUUCGUCAUCGGUGGACCCCAUGGAGAUGCUGGUCUCACCGGGCGUAAGAUCAUCAUUGACACUUACGGUGGAUGGGGAGCUCACGGAGGCGGUGCAUUCUCUGGCAAAGACCCAACCAAGGUCGACAGAAGCGGAGCCUACAUUGUGAGACAAGCAGCUAAGAGCGUUGUGGCUAACGGGAUGGCUCGUAGGGCUCUUGUUCAGGUCUCAUACGCCAUUGGAGUCCCUGAGCCAUUGUCUGUCUUUGUGGACACUUACGAGACUGGUUUGAUUCCAGACAAGGAGAUACUAAAGAUUGUGAAGGAGAGCUUCGACUUCAGACCAGGAAUGAUGACAAUUAACCUUGACCUAAAGAGAGGAGGAAACGGAAGGUUCUUGAAAACUGCGGCGUACGGACACUUCGGAAGGGACGACCCUGACUUCACCUGGGAAGUCGUCAAGCCACUCAAGUGGGACAAACCUCAAGCUUAAAUUUUACCUACUCUGUUUCUAUCUUCCUUCCGCAAACCAAUUAUCUUCUCACGUUUUUAUUUCUCUGUUUUUGUUUUUUAAUGUGGUUAUGUAUCAUUGUACUUGAGCUAUUUCAAUUGGGUGUUUGUUUUUUUAUGGCGACUUUUACAUGGGUUGUAGUAAGUUUCAUGUUGUUCUUAUAUAAUUAUCCAUGAAAAAUUAAUAUAAACUAUGUGUCAUGAAA